CUGCACUCUUAGUGCAGUGAAGUCAGGCAUCAGCACGCCUGAGGUGAUCGGCGGGAUUACAGGCGCUGUUCAUUCCGGUUGCCGCCGACAUUAAUAUCGCCGGCGAGAGGAGUCUCCUCCUUUAUCCGCUAGACCGACCACUUUCAUUCUCUUUGGUUGAUAUAUACGGAGUAUUUAUUAAAGGUGGUUGAAACUUCAACCCAAUCAUACCGCGCCCCACUCCGGAAUUCUCUCCCUCCACUUCUCGCUUGCUUCCACGCACAGUCGCACGACCUGUACAUAACUCCCUCCAUCGCACUCUGUUGAUUGAGACGCUUUCGUGCUGGAUUCGCUCUCCGACGAUUUCCGCGGGGACUUGAUUCAUAGUUAGAAUGUUGGUGGAGACGGAGAAGAUGUUCAAUUCAGAGGAAGUUAUUGAGGAAUUCGAGGCGCUGACCCGGGAUGCAGGGAGAGUUCAAGAGGAGACUCUGAGGAGGAUUUUGGUAGAGAACGGUGAGACGGAGUAUCUGCUGAAAUGGGGUCUCGGCGGAAGGACGGACCCUGAGAGUUUCAAAGCCUGUAUCCCUAUUGCCUUGCACGAGGAUUUGGAGCCUUAUAUUCAGAGGAUUGCAGAUGGUGAUGACUCUCCUAUUCUCACUAGCAAACCCAUUACCACCAUCUCACUCAGUUCCGGAACAACUCAGGGGAAGCCAAAGUUUGUGCCUUUCAGUGACGAAUUAAUGAAUUCCACCAUGCAGAUAUACAAGACAUCUUUUGCUUAUAGGAACCGGUAUUCUAAGGUUUCCUCAUUUGAAAAAAAAAGAUUUCUUUAAUCCCCGCACCCACCCACCUAAGUGCAGCAAGAGCAUGAUUUCUUUUUACUGAAAAGAAGACUUUUUCUUGAUUUGUGGGUUAUAUUAAAAGAAGCGUGUGCCUUGGUAGCAUUUUACUGAGAAGAAGACUUUUGUUGAUGUGUGGGUUAGUAUGAUUAUUACUAUUAAGUAUGAGUUUAAUUACAGGUGUGUGCCUUGGUAACAUCUACUAAGAAGAAGGCUUUUGUUGAUUUGUGGGUUACAUU
Molecule: messenger RNA, 1057 nt
Organism: Cuscuta campestris
Lineage: Eukaryota; Viridiplantae; Streptophyta; Magnoliopsida; Solanales; Convolvulaceae
Source: the annotation of a GenBank genome assembly